Molecule: messenger RNA, 939 nt
Organism: Scomber scombrus (Atlantic mackerel)
Lineage: Eukaryota; Metazoa; Chordata; Actinopteri; Scombriformes; Scombridae
Exons: 9
Coding region: 1-939 (312 amino acids)
Source: RefSeq, a predicted model, not a curated record
AUGUUGACAUUGACUAAAAUGGCAAAACAUGAUCUUGGACGUCUUGCUGUGAUAGUGGUGUCUGUUGUUGGCUAUGCAAUAAGCUUGGUGUUCAAUGCACUGUCUGUAGUUGGGAUUGGUCCUUACUCUACUACCACAGCCAAUAUAUCUGCUGUGUUCGACACAGAGGUCACUCCUUCAGGAUGGACCUUUAAUAUUUGGAGCGUCAUCUACGUCUGGCUCACUUCAAUGAUUAUCUACAUCGUUACAGGCCUCUGCAGAAGGAAUGGUUAUGGAUAUGUUUACUGCAGCCCCGCAGUGUUGCCUUAUGGAUUCUUCAUUAGUUGGUGUUUCAAUCUGUGUUUCAAUAUUGCCUGGCUGCUUGUUUGGGACAGAGGGAUAAUGAUUGCUGCAUUGAUUUUUCUCAUCCUGGUCAUCUGCACAAACUACUUGAUGAUAAGCUUCAUCUGCCAUGGACUUCAUAUUUAUGGGCCUUGGCUCAAGAAAUACCACAAAGCAGACCUGUGGUUCCUCCGUGUGUUGGUUCAGAAUGGCGUGAUGAUAUACACAACAUGGACAACCAUUGCCACUCUAAUCAACCUGGCCAUUGUGCUGACUUACGAGGUGAAGAUAUCCCCAACAGAUGCUGCCACCAUCUCAUACUCUAUUUUGUCUGUUGUGUUAGUUUCGUGGUUCGUUCUGGAAAACUUUUUCCUUGACAAACACGUGCGGUACAUCCUCAUCGUCUACCCCGUGGUGAUCUGGGCUCUGUCUGGAAACCUGUACAAAAACUAUGAUGCAACUUCACCCAACCGCAACGGCAUCUUCAUUGCUGUACUGUUGGCUUUAGCCUCUGUACUGUUUGUCAUACGGAUUGUUUUGGUGAUCUGGAGACAUAUCAAACAGCCGCUCUACUCAGACGUCUAUCCUGGAGCCAUGGAACCGAAUGAGAUUCAAUAG